AAUACCACGCAGUGAGAUUCGUCAUCAGCAGCAGACGUACAACCACAAGAUUACCACCAGCAACAAUGCUUUUCUACUCGUUUUUCAAGUCUCUGGUGGGGAAGGAUGUGGUGGUGGAGCUGAAAAACGACCUGAGCAUCUGUGGAACACUUCAUUCUGUUGACCAGUACCUGAACAUCAAGCUCACAGACAUCAGUGUCACAGACCCAGAGAAAUAUCCACACAUGCUGUCGGUGAAAAACUGUUUCAUCCGUGGGUCUGUGGUGCGGUACGUUCAGCUUCCUGCAGAUGAAGUUGACACUCAGCUGCUGCAAGACGCUGCACGAAAAGAAGCGAUGCAGCAGAAGCAGUGAUUUACCUGCCGAUGGGGUUUAGUUCA
Molecule: messenger RNA, 379 nt
Organism: Limanda limanda (common dab)
Lineage: Eukaryota; Metazoa; Chordata; Actinopteri; Pleuronectiformes; Pleuronectidae
Gene: lsm2
Product: smx5
Exons: 5
Coding region: 66-353 (95 amino acids)
Biological process (GO): mRNA splicing, via spliceosome
Cellular component (GO): catalytic step 2 spliceosome; precatalytic spliceosome; U6 snRNP
Molecular function (GO): RNA binding
Source: RefSeq, a predicted model, not a curated record